Molecule: messenger RNA, 4405 nt
Organism: Etheostoma spectabile (orangethroat darter)
Lineage: Eukaryota; Metazoa; Chordata; Actinopteri; Perciformes; Percidae
Product: RNA binding protein fox-1 homolog 3-like
Exons: 16
Coding region: 370-1491 (373 amino acids)
Biological process (GO): nervous system development; regulation of alternative mRNA splicing, via spliceosome
Cellular component (GO): nucleus; cytoplasm
Molecular function (GO): mRNA binding
Source: RefSeq, a predicted model, not a curated record
GAGCAGUUCGUUCGGCAGAGCAGUAUAACAGAGUAGAGUGUGUGUGCGUCCAGAGCAGCGAUAGCAGUAAAAACGAAGAGCGAGAUAGACAGAUAACCAGAUAGAAAGGGAGAGAGAGAGAGACAUCCAGAGGCAGAACUGAGCAGACUGAAAGAAAGCAACACUCCCCUCCACCACAGUUGGAUAGACAGAGAGAUGCUGACAGUCUAACAGAAGCUCCUCACAUUUCGUCUACAUCCCAGCCACAGAAGACCACAGCUAUUCUUAAAGGCUGACAUAUACCAGAAGAAACAUCUUGACAUCUCAUACACUUUACUGACAUCCUUACGGCAGCACAAAAGUCCCUUAUCUCCGACCAGUCGGCUGUUCAUGGAGACCCCAAGCUGGGCAGAAACCAAGCCAGGAAGUGGUCUGUGCAAACCAGGAACCAUUGCACUGUUUGGUAACGUGGUGUACAGCGGACUGCUCAACGAGCACUUUUGGCAUUUUGGGGUUCCCCUCGUCACCAGACUGGGUAACCAAGAGGCCCCAGCUCCCCCUGAAGCCAUGGCCCAACCCUUCCCACAGGCCCAGUACCCCCCUCCCCCACAGAAUGGGAUCCCAGCUGAGUAUGCCUCGCCCCACACCCAUCCACCGGCAGAAUACACAGGACCAAGCACGGUGGCCGAGCACACCCUGACACUCUACACGCCUACACACACACAGAGCGAACAGCCGGGAAAUGACAGCAAUACCCCCACUCUCACAGCCAACACAGUAACCCAGGCAGAAGAGGUUGCACAGACGGAGGGCUCCCAGCAGCUCCACCUGCAGUCCAGCGACUCGUUGGAAAAGCAGCAGCCCAAGAGGUUACAUGUCUCCAACAUCCCUUUCCGUUUCCGAGACCCUGACCUCCGGCAAAUGUUUGGGCAAUUUGGCAAGAUUUUAGACGUGGAGAUUAUUUUUAAUGAGCGAGGCUCCAAGGGCUUUGGGUUUGUAACAUUUGAAACGAGUGCAGAUGCUGACCGUGCACGGGAGAAACUAAAUGGUACAAUCGUAGAGGGACGCAAAAUAGAGGUCAACAAUGCCACAGCCAGAGUAAUGACAAACAAAAAGGUGGCAAACCCUUAUACAAAUGGCUGGAAGCUGAAUCCAGUGGUUGGAGCAGUAUAUGGCCCUGAAUUUUAUGCAGUGACAGGAUUUCCAUACCCCAGUACAGGAGCAGCUGUGGCCUAUAGAGGGGGCCAUUUGAGAGGGAGGGGACGCGCUGUCUACAACACGUUCCGUGCUGCACCUCCUCCUCCACCCAUCCCUGCCUAUGGAGCUGUGGUCUACCAGGAUGGCUUUUAUGGAGCAGAAAUAUAUGGAGGGUAUGCAGCUUACAGAUAUGCCCAGCCAGCUGGUACUGCUGCAGCUGCAUACAGUGACAGUUAUGGCAGAGUCUAUGCAACAGCAGACCCAUAUCACCAUACGAUUGGUCCUACAGCCACAUACAGUGUGGGCACUAUGUAAACAAAAGAAAACCUAGGUGGAUGAGUGCAGAUGGACAUCAGAAAAAGAGAAGAACAACAUGGACACAGAAGGACACUUAAAAAAGAUUAACAAAAAAAGAGCCGAUUUGUAAAGGAGCCCUUCUAUCAAGAAUUACAGGGAUCUGAAAGGAGGUCGAUGUGGGCCUGCUCUGAGGCCAGGGACUGAAUCAUUUAGCCUGUAGUUCUGGCAAAGGGAAGCCUCCUGGCUCUGACCCCUGAAAAACAAGCCUUGCUAAGUGGAAUAGACCAAUUUGAGAAGUCACCAUAUAACAUUUUAUUUUUGUAAACUUUUUUUAAGUUUAUGAUUUCCAAAAAGAGCAAACACUAAUGUAUGUAUAUACAUAAUAUAUAUUAUAUGUCUGUAAUAUAAUAAGUUUGUUUUAAAAAAAAUUGUGUCUUUGCAAUUUAGAAGAGGGAGUUGAGGAGAUGCUAGCUUUCUCCCUGUCUUCUGAUUAUCACCCACCACACCCCACCCCCCUCACUCUUUGUGUGUGUGUGUGUGUGUGUGUGUGUGUGUGUGGUGUGUGUGCGUGCGUGCGUGCGUGCGUGCAUGCGUGCGUGCGUACAUGUGUGUGUGUGUUUUUGUGGGGGGUGUGGAGUAGGUGAUCCAGCAGACAUGUCACUAUUUAAUUGUUAAGGGAAUAUGGAGUCGCCUUCAGAUAAUGAAAUGCUUUUUGAUCCUGUCUUCCACUAAUGGACUUCAGUAGUGUAGUUGUUUGUCUAGUUUUGUCAAGCAGUCCGCAUUUUGAAGAUUCUAAAAAAUAAGAAUUAUCAAUAAGUAUCCCUACAAAAAAUAAGAAAGAUGAAUAAGUAUCCCAACAAUGAUCUGUGCAAAUUGUUAAAAGAAAGGAUAUAAAUGAUGUGAUCAUUUGACACAAGCUGAAGUCCACAGUGAGAGCUGAAAUGUCUCAGUAGUAGGUCAUGUCUGUUGGAGGCCUUACUGUCCCUUACAUCACUACCAAACCUUUUGUUGUGGUGUUGUGGUUUGAGUUGGCUGUGCUGUGUAGUAAACUGCUUUUGUACAUUGUGUUAGGUAGGUCAGGGAAGGAUAGGGGUGGGUGGGUUGAACAGGCAGUCUGAGGGAGGGUACAAAUAAGAAAUAUGGGAGCUGUCUACAUUAAAGCCUCAUAGGAAAGUCACCCAUUCAUCCUUAAACACAGACUUCCACCUCCGUGAGGGAUGGGGUGGGGGGGGGGGGGGGGGGGGGGGGGAAGCCCUAUAUGAAGUCAAAAAAAGGGUCAUGAACAAACAAAGUUUUACUAAGAGUCUCUUUAAACCUUUCUAUUUAUAUGGAUCUCUACUUUAAUAACAUCCUUCUAUAUUUAAACGUUGUACUAAUAUCAUGCUGUCAGGCAUGGUCGGAGAGUCAGUUGUAGCCAUUUACUAAUGUUGUAUUUAUUGUAUUACCAGUAAGGGGUAAAAAAAACAUUUAUAUAUGAAUAUAGAUAUAUCUAUUUGUUAUCUGCAACUCUUGGACAUAACUUUGUCUCUGAUUUUCAAAUUUCAUGCAGGAUUCAAUGCAUUGUCGAUGUAUGAUAAGGUUUUUACCUGUGAUAUUUUUUUAGUUGACAUUCAUUUGGUUUUGUUUCCCCUCAGUUUUAUUUCCCUUCACCUACUGAAUGUAUCUUCAAAAACUCUCAAACGUUUUAGGUAGAAGUGUUUUAUAUAUAUAUAUAUAUAUAUAUAUAUAUAUAUAUAUAUAUAUAUAUGUAUAUGUAUGUAUAUAUACAUACUUAAAAAAGCUUACAGUACUCUGUAAAUUAUAUACACGUGUAAAUUAUAUAACAAAAUGUUUCUGAUAAUAUGCUGGACUUCUUCUGCUGACCCAGAUAGACUAUAAUGCCCUGGCCAAAAAAAGAAAAAAAAGGGUGAGGGGAAAAAAUGACAAGGGAAGCAUUUAAAAGGAACACUAGUACCUUGCAGCCAUUGGGAGAGACAGAAUUUACAGGAUCAGUUAGAAUUUUUCUCAGCCAUGUUUUUUCAAAUUUCAUAAGAACAGGAGACAUGUGUGAGAGAGAAAGACAAAGGGAGGAGGAAAAGAAAAAAAGAAAAGAAAAGUCGGUUUUCGCUUCCUUUGUCAUUUUCAAAAUGAAUCUCAAAAUUAUCAAGGUGCGGGGAUGAGUGCUAAGUGGGGGGGGGGAGGAAAAGGAGGAGGAAAAUUGGGGGUAUGAAAGGGAGUGGGUACAGUCCCCUCUGAUGUACAGGGGGUGGACAAAUUUAAAAAAAACUUCCUGUAGUAAAUCAUGAUAUUGACAUCACAUACUGAAAAAAACCUGUUCAACUUCAUCUGUCUGUUGGCAAACUUCCUGGGUUAAGAUCAGACAUAAUAACCAACAUGUCGUAACACUUUAGAAGCGUGUUUACACAUUUUUGUUGAUUCGGAAGGGGAUUCAAACUACUGUUGAUAAUAUUAUUAAGAAUACUUUAAAAAUUAACAUGAAAUAAUAGGAAUUUUUGUUAUAAUUCAUUUUAGAGCCCCAGGUAGCACACCUGGUGCGUGCGCACUGCGGGUUUACCUGUGGCCCUUUGCUGCAUGUCAUUCCCCCUUGCUCUCUCCCUUCAUGUCUUCAGCUGUCCUAUAAAGGCCUAAAAUGCCCCAAAAAUAUCAUUCUUAGUGUGUACUUCACAUGAACCAUGAACAGAUGCAGAGCCAUAAAAGACAUCACAUGAGUUAUUCUGACCCCAAUCAGCGUAAUAAUUAAUACAAUUAUUGAUUUGUUAGAUGUUCAAGAGAAAACAAUUUACUCCUCUCAGGGUUUCUUUGGUCAGGAAAAGAAGUGAUCCAGCUGAAAAACACACACUACAUUCAUGUAUAGCUACAUUCAUGUAGAGACAUGAAUGUAGCUCAGUGUAGCUAAAUGAAAGCAGCACAAGCUGCUGCUGAACAUGGCUGU